ACCGGAUAUGACCUCACGCUGAAAACUGUAGUUCUUCCUGGUUGAUGUGGACACAAGGAAGAGCUGCGGGACCUCCAGAGUGCUACGGUGCAUCUCCCAUUAGCACACCAUGGGCUGUUAGCUACUCUGCCUGAUAUGAACUCUGUGGAUGUUUGUGAACCCUUAUAGUCCCCCACGAAUAGUCCCGUGAAGAAGACAUGGCGUCCUCCAAAGCGAAGGUGGGAGUCCUCACUGAGACGAACUGUGUGAAAGAGAGUAAGAGCAGCGGCGGCUGUGCAGCAGGAGAGACGUCCCCGAACACCCGAAUGUACUGUCUGGACGAGCUGGAGACCGUGGCCACAGUGGGCACGGGGACGUUCGGCCGAGUCUUCCUGGUGAAGGACAAGAAGAGCAGGAACUUCUUCGCCCUGAAGCAGAUGAAGAUCCCCGACGUGAUCCGGCUGAAGCAGGAGCAGCACGUCCACAAUGAGAAGGAGGUGCUGUCGGAGGUCAACCACCCCUUCCUCAUACGACUGUUCUGGACGCACCACGACGAGCGCUUCCUCUACAUGCUCAUGGACUACGUUCCAGGCGGCGAGCUCUUCAGCUACCUGCGCAGCCGAGGACGCUUCAGCAACGCCACCGGCCUCUUCUACACCUCAGAGAUCGUCUGCGCCAUCGAGUACCUUCACUCCAAAGAGAUCGUGUACCGCGACUUGAAGCCCGAGAACAUCCUGCUGGACGGGGAGGGACACAUCCGCCUCACUGACUUCGGCUUCGCUAAGAAGCUCUCCGACAGGACCUGGACUCUGUGCGGGACUCCGGAGUAUUUGGCCCCCGAAGUCAUCCAAAGUAAAGGUCACGGCCGAGCGGUGGACUGGUGGGCUCUGGGAAUCCUGGUCUUUGAGAUGCUGGCUGGGUACCCGCCGUUCUUUGAUGACAAUCCUUUCGGGAUCUACCAGAAGAUCCUGGCCGGAAGACUGGAAUUCCCACGCCAUCUGGAUUUCUACGUCAAAGACCUCAUCAAGAAGUUUCUGGUCAUCGACCGAGCCAGACGGCUGGGCAACAUGAAGAACGGAGCCGACGAUGUGAAGAAGCACCGAUGGUUCAAGACGAUCGACUGGGACGCUGUUCCUGUGAGGAAACUGAAGCCGCCCAUCCUCCCCAAAGUGUCCCACGAGGGCGACACCUCCAACUUCGACGUCUACCCGGACGAGGACUGGAAGAAAGACCCUCCUGUGCCUCAGAAGGACUUAGAGAUCUUCAAGAACUUCUGAACCCCUCUGGCCUCCUUUAUUUAUUCUCAGCAUAUGACAGGUUACAGGUGUCGUCAUGGAGAGUAUGUAUCACAGCGCGCGGGGUCACAUUUUAUCUCUUAUUAUCCCCGUCUGAACAUGACGGACACUGUGACGUGUAUCACACCACAGGUUUGCUUUUUAUACUUUUAUUUAUGUGACUUCAGUCAAACUGUUGCAGUUUAAGUUUGAUCAUUCUGAGCCUGCUCAUAUGCAAAAAAAAGAAAAGACUGUUACUUUCUAGUUCAAGACGAAGAAUCAGGUCUUUUUUUGAUAUCUUCAUGUUUUCAUAUUUUAUCUGUUUGUAAAAAUGUUCUUGCGGUCAUAUUUAAUGUGACUCCAGACUGGUGCUCGAGCUCUCAGCUGGCCAGUACGUAUAUAAUAAUGUGCAGCUUCCGACUCAUUAUAUCAUGAGUCAGCUGCUUUAUGUGAAGAUGUGUGACCAGUGGCACUUGUUAAAGGUGCCUUACAUCAGCGUUCGAUGGGCAUGACGUCUCAGACUUACAGAAAAGUUCACUUGAAAUGUGGCUCAGGCGCAUUAGCGCUCCACGCAGGACUGAUGGAGUCUCAGAGACCGGACUCUACGAGGUCUCCUGCUGUAAACUCCUCUUCUUCCAGCUCUAUAUACCGUCUGCAGCAAGAGGACUUAUUAUCACACAGUCCCAGCUGCUCUGCAGACCACUUUACUGACUCUGUGCACACUCACAUCAUCAUCACCGUCAUCAUCAGUGACGAGUCGCGCAGGAGGAAGACUUUAGAGACUCGGAUUGUGUCAGUUGAAUCUGCACUUUUUUUUUAAUCAAAUACUUGGAACAGCCGCUGAAUCAUUACCUGCCCUCUAAAACUAACAUUUAAAGUUAUGAAAUCAUCAAAAUCAGUAAAUAAAUCAGCUUCACUCAGCUCAAGCACUCAGCUCUUACAGAGGGGCUGCACACUGAGCUGCCUCGACCUGUUCUGUUGUUGCUCAGCUCUUUCUUAGAGUAUGAUUGCGUUAAUGUUCAUCUUAAAGUCUCCAACAUGACAAGUUCUGUCCUCCUAAAAUUACAGAGGCCUAUCAAUUUAAUCAGUGAAACACUAAGUUAUAGUUUCAUGUUAUAUCCUGAAUCCAGAGAGGAUGUGCACUGAGCUGCUUGUGUCAGGAUUCUAAACGUUAUCCACACAGCACUCCUUGUCUCCAAAAAUAACAGACUUGUUAAUAGAAAGCAGUAAAACACUCAAUAGUAAGUUUUAAAUUGGACUUUUUAAAAUGCUCUUAGCUGGACAGAGAAGUCAGGAGGGCUGCAAGCUGAGCUGCUUGUUCCUUUAGUUCUUGAGUUUUUAGAAGGGGCUGCGUUAUCCUAAUAGUUCACCUGCUCUCAAAACAAAUACAAACCUUAAAGACACCUUAAAGUGCUUUUCCACGACUGCAUGUCAGGAGGGGCUGCAAGCUGAGCAACCACUAGACUUAGAUUCCCUCAGUGUCUGUUGCAGUUAAAGUGAAACUGUUCAAAUUCAGUAAAAAACACACAAACCAAAGCAUGUUGAAAAUUGUUUUAUUCAAAAGCUCUGAGUGGGGCUGAGAGCUGAGCUGCCACUAGCUUGGUUGUAGUUUCACAGCUUUUUCUUUAGUAUUCAUGACUUACAUUCAGAUGAAUUAGAAGCUGAAUUAUCCAGAACCCCCCUCUUAUAUUAAAAAUCUGACCCAGUGAGGCAGCAUGCUGAGCUGCUGUAAGCUUGUAAAUAUGUUUUGCUAAGAGGAGAAUUACCUGCUGAAGUCUCCUGCUUUUUCAAAUUAGUGGAUGACAAAUGAGUUUAAAGGAAAAGGAAUGAGAGGAAAAUAGAACUGUAGUUUCAAGGGGGCUGUUGAAGUCUAAGGAGCGUUGAUUCGACUGACAGAAUCCUGAUUCGGUUUCAGCCUUGAACCAGAUUAAUAAUACCGAGCUGCAGGAAGUGGACCUGGUCAGUAUUCGUUAUGUUUCAGCUCAUCAUGUGGUCGAGGAUUUUUUUGUAUUCGGGGAUGAUAAUGGCCUUUAAAAUAAACUUCGGAUGACUUUGUUUCCUGCCGUUGAAACCAAAAGUUGUGGUUCAGAGCUCGCUCUCAUGUUUUUGUUUCCUUGCACAAUCACCCUGCGUCAAGACCUGGACUUUUGUGUACUCUUCACACGGUGCUGAUGUCGGUCUGAACGACCAAAUGAUUUAAUUUUCCAUUCGCAGCGUGAGGACAUCCUCUCAUCUGUUGCCUUUUCUUUGUUUGCAUCCUUCAUGUUGUUUUGACACAGCGCUGAAACCCUCCUGUGCUCCGCAGCGUCUCGUUACCUCUGUGUGUUGUUGCGUGACUCGUCAGGAGUAAACACUUGAAGCAGCAGAGUGUGUUUGUGUGUCUUCUCACAACAUCCAGAGCUCACUUUGUGAAAUGUUUAGCUGGGCCUGAGCCUCAUGUUUGUCUGUUUUCAUAUGUGUUCUGCCGAACUCACCAAUGUGCACCCAAAACAGGAAAUCCAGCUCCUUCGACUGGUCGACUGACCACUUCUUAGUCUUGGAAUCCAUUCGCAGGACAAUGGCAGAAACUCAUUUGGUUUCUCUUUUUGGUCACGGCAACCCCGCCUCUCGACCCCUAUCCCCUGUCCCUCGCCCAUGGCGUAAGCGGUUUGCAGUUCCAGCAAAGAGUUGGUGCUGCUCUGAAACCUGUUUUCCUUUGCAGAGAGCCGGUUCUCUAGCAGAAACUGGUUCUCAAUUGAGCACCGGCUCCGAACCGGCCCUGAAACUGCCUUGGUGGAAAGGGGUGUGUCAGAUGGAGACAUGUUUGGGAGAUAAUAAGCCAAAGUUAGCUUCUUAAAAUUACAUACUGCUCCUUUCAAAGAACGGUGACACCUCUCUCUAAUUCAAGUAAAGUUUAUUUAUGCAGCACUUCUCACAGACGGAAGUCACAAAGUGCUUUAAUAAGACUUAACAUGCAGAAAGAGAAAUAAAACCAAGGAAUAAAGGAGCUUAAAAAGUUGUGGUGAAACAAUCCAUAGGUACACGUGUUCGUCCCGAAUACAGACAUCUAUCUGACGUGUCGACGGUAGAUCUUUAACGUGAGCUCAAACUGUGAGUCCAGUUUGCAGCACGGUGGUGUAAAGGAGAUGUUUGUAAAGACAGACACUCUUUAUCUGAUAUUUAUAUUAUUUAUGGAUAUGUAGGCUCAUAUCUGUCAUUUCUGUUCUUCUGUUUAAGGCUUUAACUCACGCUUUGUGUCCUUUUGAUACUCUAACCCAGUGUUAUAAUCUGUAUUAUAAUCUGUAUAAUUCAACCCAUGCUGCCUCUGUCUCACCUUCCUCCUGCUUUAAACUGUUUGAUCCACCAUCCUCCAUCUUUGACCCGGAUCAUGAUAAUGCCUUUAACAUCCAUAUAUCUCCCUUUAUAAACUGAAUAAUGGAACUUUAAGCAAUGUCACAUGUUUGUAUGAAAGACGGUGAAAAGAAAGAAACAUGCUCUCUUCUUCUUCUUC
Molecule: messenger RNA, 4743 nt
Organism: Notolabrus celidotus (New Zealand spotty)
Lineage: Eukaryota; Metazoa; Chordata; Actinopteri; Labriformes; Labridae
Gene: prkx
Product: protein kinase X-linked
Exons: 9
Coding region: 198-1256 (352 amino acids)
Biological process (GO): protein phosphorylation
Molecular function (GO): protein serine/threonine kinase activity; ATP binding
Source: RefSeq, a predicted model, not a curated record